Molecule: messenger RNA, 1143 nt
Organism: Rotaria sp. Silwood1
Lineage: Eukaryota; Metazoa; Rotifera; Eurotatoria; Philodinida; Philodinidae
Source: the annotation of a GenBank genome assembly
AUGUCAUUUAAUUUUAAAGCAGCAGAAUGGUCAAAAUUUCGAAGCAAAUUAGAUCAACAACUGAUGCUAUGGAAUAAUGAUCGUCGUUUAGAUUCAGCGUUAGAUAUAGAAGAAUAUACGCCGUUUACUACAAAUUCCAUAUUAGUAGCAACACAAGAAGCUAUUCCACUGUCCAAACAAACGAAUACAAGACCUAUGAUAAGUGAAGUUACGAAGAGAUUGAUUACACAAAAACAUCAAGCUUUUCGUCGAUGGAAGAAGACUGGAGAUUAUCAACAUAAAAAUCAAUAUUAUAACUCCAAAGUCUUAUUAACAAAUUCAAUUAUAAAUGACAGAAGAGACAACUUUAACCAGUUAAUGUCAUCAUUAUGUCAAAAGGAAAUGUAUUCGGAUAAAGUUCGGCAGACGGUUCGUAAGUUUCAUAACAAACGAGGGUGGGUGUCGGUGGGGUGUGUAUUUUAGAAUAAUCGCCGUUCCACGACAACAGUUGUUUCUGUCUUGGCGGGACUUCGUCAGGUGGAUUUACUUAAUAUCAUAUCUAUAUAGGAAUGUAAUUCUUAAAUAAUUAUGUGUAAAUACAUUUGAACUACACUGUGAUAGAUACAAUAAUUAAUUUUAUAGAAUAAAGAAUUGAAAUUCAAAGCAUCACACGACGCGUUUCGUCCUUGCUUAAGGGACUCAUCAGGCAUGUUUAGAAUUUCAUAAUUACAUGUAAGUCAUAGCUCACACAAAGUUUUGGAGAAGUUAUGGCUAAAACGUAAUUAGAUAAAAGACUCAAUAGUAUCAUAUAAUUUAGAACUCAAGAAUUGAAAUUCAAAGCAUCACAGUGAAAUAUAACUAUCAUAUUUAGAUUUCAUCGAUUUACAUGAUAGUUUGAUCUACUUGGCGGAAGGGAGUGUUCGGGUUAGUAAAGAGUUAUUCUAUUGGAGGAAUUUGUAUGUGUCUCUAAGGUGCUGAGUUAUUGAAUUAUUAUUGAAUUAUUUUUGGAUUUUAAAGUGGAAAGCUUACCUUCGUUGAGUGUUUUGUGAGUUGGUGAGGCUUCGAUAUGAAUUGUACUUCAUAGUUGUGUAAUUUUUGUUGGAUGUAGUGUAGCUGUUUUAUCUAAAAUAGGAUUAAUUUUAUUUUGAUGUAGUCAUUUUUGUU